Messenger RNA from Bradysia coprophila, 1910 nucleotides. RefSeq names its product ric8 guanine nucleotide exchange factor A (gene ric8a). Gene Ontology annotation, molecular function: guanyl-nucleotide exchange factor activity; G-protein alpha-subunit binding. NCBI's taxonomy places the organism in Eukaryota, Metazoa, Arthropoda, Insecta, Diptera, Sciaridae. Gene Ontology annotation, biological process: G protein-coupled receptor signaling pathway. Gene Ontology annotation, cellular component: cytoplasm. The record is from RefSeq and is a predicted model, not a curated record.
AUUUUGACAGAAGUAUAUAAUGGAUAGAUAAGUACAGAUAAUCAGCAGGAAAAAAAAUUGUUUAUAUUUUGAUCUGGAUGUGUAAUUUAUAAAAACCAAUCAGCUAUGGAUCAUAAAGACUUGGAAAUUAUCCAGUCCGGUGAUGUGGAACAAAGUGGUGCUGUAUUCAAACGGUUCGUCGAAAAGCAUUCGCAAACCUUUGAUUUCACCGUAUUCAAUCAAUCGGGUCAAUGGCCUAUUAUUUGGAACAGCAUUUUUACCAUUUUAAAAACACCCGACGCCAAUCCCGACAUAUUUCCGCAGUGUUUGGCAUCGGUGCGAAUAUUGAGUCGAAACAAGAGUAACCUGAAUCAUGCGACUGUUGAUCAGUUCGAUUGUUUAUUGAACAUUGCAAACAUUGGCACACAUAACAUCGAUUGUGGCAGUGAGGUGUCGGUGGAAGCAUUGAAAUGUUUGUGCAAUUUGGUGUUUCAGAGUGAGAAAUGUCAAGCGAUGUGUCUGAAAAAUGCAUCCAUCGAGGGAAUUGUCAAACGACUGAGGACAUACAAAGAUCACAACGUAAACUAUGAACUACAAUUCUUCGACAUGAAACUAUUGUUCAUCAUAACCGGACUGAACCCGAACGUUCGCACCAAAGUGCGGGACGACUUUCAUGGCCUAACGUAUUUGGUCGAAACAUUGGAUAUGAUAAUGAGAGAUCAGCGAAAGCAAAAUUACUUACCGGACAAGCAUAUCGAUUUGCUGUGCGAAAUUUUAAAGGUCCUCUUCAACAUCACCGUACGCAAUGAAACAUCGGUGGCCACCGAAGAGGAGGAAGAAAUCCAAUUCCGUCGAUUGUCGGUGGUGCUGCACGAUCUGUUGCUAUGUAAAUCGUACAACAAAGAGAAACAGAAUGAAUUGUGUUCGAACACGGUGAAUUUGUUGACGAACGUGCCGACGGCCUGUUUUUCAGAAUUGAUAAUUUCCAUUCACGACGAUGACGACGUUUCACAUAUCAAGGAGUUUGAGAGGCACGAUAUGACGGCUGUUGAUGUGCUGCUCGCAUUUUUAAAGGGACGAUUGGACAAUGUUCAGAAAUUGUCUGUUCAACAAGAACUUUUGUCGCCGAUUCUAAUGGUACUAGUCAAAUGUGUUCGAAGCAAUAGCAUUGAGCGUCGAUAUAUACGUUCAGUCAUUUUGCCACCGCUAAGAGAUGUGCAGAAUCGGCCUGAGGUCGGUAAUGAACUACGAAAUCAACUUUGCCGAUUGCUAACGACUCCAGCCACACAAGUUCGUGAUUUAACUGCUGAAUUAUUGUUCGUCAUAUGCAAAGAAAAUGUUUGUCGUAUGACCAAAUACACCGGUUACGGUAAUGCAGCCGGAUUAUUUGCGAAUCGUGGUCUGCUGGGUGGUCAUGGUGGUCCGUCCACUGAUUACUCAUCGGAAAGCGAAGACAGCGACACGGAAGAGUAUAAACAAAUUCAACAUGCCAUCAAUCCGGUGUUGGGCUGUUACGAUCCGCCGCGACCCGAUCCCUUUGCUGGCAUGUCCGACGAACAGAAGGAAUACGAAGCGAUGAAAUUAGUGAAUUUGAUGGAUCAACUCAAUCGGCAAGGUGUUGUUCAACCGUGCAGAAUCGGAGCUGACGGUCGACCGGAAGCGGUCGAACACAUUUUGGAACUACAAGAGGGUAUACCACAGCAGCAAUUGGAUCAUAAACGAAAGACUUAAGCCAAAGAUUGUUUUUUAAGCGAAAGUAACUUUUUUUAAUUUAUCAUUCGUGUCCGAUCUAAGUGUUUCCCAGCUAUAAGAAAAGAAUAACUAAGAAAAUUUUAUCAUUAAAAGUCGAUGUAUUCAUGUUGUUUAAAUAAAAUUCGCUGUAAUGACCUUUCUGAACACAUAAAAUGUUAGAGCGGAGAGUGGUCCAACAA